GGGGGGGAAAUUGUGAAGCGCAUCUACGUACUUGAUAAAAGUUCAAGCUACUAGUCAUCGACACGUGGCACUUUAACAUUUGCCGAAACUGUAAAAACUCCUAAAUGAGAUUCUAUCUCCGUGUCGUCUUGUCCUUAUAAAUCGUGCACUCGUUGUCUUCCUUAUCCCCCAACUCUCACUUGUCUUAUAAGUAUCAAAACUCAAAAGCUUUACAAAGCAUAUCAUCACAUCAACAAACUCAGAAUCGGAGUUUGAGUUUCUAAUUUGGAACCAAUCAGCAAUCGGAAAAAAAUGAAGGGUGGUUUGCUUGUGGACAAUAAAUUUAGUCACGGGCAAGACAAGAACUUGACUGUUCGGAAAACUUCUCUCUUUUUCGCCGGAGAUGGUUUCACGGUUUACGACUGCAAGGGCACUUUGGUCUUUCGGGUGGACUCUUACGGUGGUCCCAACAACCGCGACAACGAUGAGGUUGUCCUCAUGGACGCUCACGGUCGCUGUCUCCUAACCCUCCGACCACUACAACAAAUAUAGGUAUUCAUAGCAGAUUAAGAUAGCACAAUUUUCCUAACUGCUAUGGAAAGGUAUUUGGAAGUCUGCCUCGCAAAGUUAUAGCACUUUACUUAUGCUAUGCCGAAAAUUCGGUAAAGUGAAAAAAAAAACUCACUAAUCACCCAAGUUUUUAGAAUAAGCGCCAACACUUAGUGAAAAAAAUGGAUUUAGGCGGUAUGUUUUAAGAACAUAUACUUUUCAUAGCAUUAAAAAAAAAAAAGAAAGGGAUCGGAUUUACUUACCUCGUUCUCUCCGUCUUCCCUUUCUUCUCCACCUCCAUCGAGCUCAAAGCUCUAUCCACCAUCUCCGACUCGUUUCUCCAUCUUCCCUUCCUCUCUACAUCCUCUCUCCACCAUCUACGACUCCAUCGCCCACCAACCCUUCCUCCCCACAUCAUCUCUCCACCAUCUCCGCCGCGUUUUCUCCAUCUUCCAUUCCUCUCCACAACCUCUCUCCACCAUCUCCGCCUCGAUCUCUCAUCUUUCACCAUCCGUAAUCUCGUCGCUCAUCCUAACAGAGUAUACAAUUGGAUUCAGCCAUCAUCAUCUCCAAUUUCAAAUCCGAGACUCUAAUUUAAGAGUGCGGGUUCGUGACUUCACAAGCUUGCGUCUUCUAUAUUCUGUCGAGGUUAGACACAUCGAUCACUUAUUCACAUUAUCUAAUAGUUUGUAUACUUUUGUAGACAUUUAUCUAGUUGUUUGCGGUUUAGACAUUGAAGCAAAAUUUAUAUUGUCAUUGUUGCUUGAACCAUGUACACUUUUUGGAAUUUUGGCAAGGGUCCUAAUAAUGUUGGACAAGUCGUGGGUUCAUAUAAGUAGAGUUGAUUCUGCAUACGAGAGAGCUGCCCGAGCUUUUGUCAAUGGUGUUACUGAUAAGUUAGGAGUUAAUGGGAAGAUUGUAUGUCCAUGCGCCCGAUGUCGUAAUCAACGAAGAUGAAAGAUAUUGCGAGAGAUCCUAAUGCACGGAUCAAGGUGGAUUUCACAGCAUUUGGAGAACCCUGUGGAGAAGGAUCAGUUAAGCUCUCUUCGUACUUAGGUCCCUUGGUGAGGGAACAUGUUCCUGUGGUGAUAGAUGAUUGGAGAAAAAUAGGCGACGACCGGAAAACUGUUCUAUGGAAAUCUGUUCAGUUACGUUUUGAACUGGAUGGAGAGUACGAGAAAGCGGCAGUUAUGAAACAGAUGGGAUGCAUAUGGAGGGCCUCUAAAUCACGCUUGGUUAAUCAGAUUCUGAAUGCUGAAAAUCACACAGAGCGUUUGAAGUUGAGGCCAGAUAAUAUUCAACUUGCAGAGUGGAAGAAGUUUGUGAAAGAGAAGACUAGUAAAGAGUUCAGGGCUGUUAGGGAGUCGUACAAGGAAAGAAGACGUAAGCAGAUUCCUCACACAUGUAGCCGUAAAGGAAUGGUUAGAUUGGCAGAAGAUUUAAAAAAGGAUGGCACUGAAGUGACGAGACUGAAUGUGUGGGUGAAGUCACGAACUAAAAAGGAUGGCACUGCAGUAAACACAGAUGCUGCUGACAAAAUAGAAAAGGCUACUGAGUUUAUUCGGUCUGACCAUCAAGGAUCAUCAUCAUCAAACCCAAAAGAAGAUACUCUUACUCAGAUCUUGGGACCUGACAAUCCUGGACGAUUGAGGGCUAUGGGUAGAGGAAUGAGUGUGAGCAAACUGGCUUUUUUCGAAGUGAAGAACAAGUAUGUGACUGAAAUGCAACAGACACAAAAUAAGUUGAAGCAGCAGGUCGAAGAAUUGCAAGAGGCUCUUGCUAAAAUGAAUAGUCGAAGGCCAGAAUCGGAAGAGGGUGAGAAUUCAGCACCAAGAAGUGUGACGAAUAAUUGGACACCACAGCCUAAGUGUAUCCUAUAUGAUUGGUGUGACAAGGAAUGCAAAGUAGCCGAGGGUCGUUUUCUGUCAUCGGAUGAAAUGGAGUUUGUUAACAAUGUGCCAUUGGGCCCUAAUUCAGUUAAGGUGGUAGUUGAGACGGCUAUUGAAGUAGAUGCAUUUCUUUGGAGACCGGCGCCAAAAAUUUACACUAUUGGUCAGGCUGUAGGAGAAACAGUUGCGUGGCCUCAAGAUUCUCUUCUUGUUCUUGACGAGGAGAUCGAUCCAGAUCACAUUCUUGGUAAAAGCCCUGAGACAGUAGAGAAGAACAACUGCAAACUUCUACAUUGGUUAACACAGGAUGAAGAAACAGUUGCUGAAGGUCGUUGGGAGAGUCGUGAUCCCAAAGCCUUGGUGGAUGGCCUUCCUCUUGGACCAAAUGCUGUGAAAGUAUAUGUAGAUGCGGUGACGUUACCUCAGACUUUUCUUUGGAGGCCAACAGAAAAACACUCAACCCUCGGUGAUUGUUUGAAGUCGUAUGUAGCAUGGCCUCUCAGCAGAGUUUCAUUCGACAGUUUAAACUCUGAGUCACCAGCUACAGAAUCUCCUAUUACGCAGUCACAAGUACACACUCCACCGGCUCCUGCUAAUAUUUUAAAACCAGUGGCACAAACUCCUUCAAGCUCUCGGAAGAUUGUGAAAGAAGGUCAGAAGUGCAAACUGCUCGACAUUACCGGUCAGAAAGUUGUUGUUGCAGAAGGACGCUGGUCUUCAAACAACCCAGAACAGUUAGUGCAUUUUGUUCCUUUGGGAAAAAAUGCAGUUCGUGUGUGGGUUGAUGUAGUCAAGGUGGAUGAUGCCAUGGUUUGGAGGCCUACAUCUGCAAUCGAGUGUAUGGAGGAUGCUAUUGGUACCACUAUAGCAUGGCCUGAAGACAAGGUUGUCAUCGUGUGAGGAUGAAUAAGAACGUAUGGUCUUCUAUUUUCAUUGCUUUAGAACUUAUGAACUUAUGGUACUUAGUGCAAAUGACACUUGUGUUCUUACUUUUGAACUUAAUUAUGAUAUGGUAUUUCUAUUAUGAAAUUUCAGACUUUGUUUACUU
Brassica napus (rape) is the source of this 3465-nucleotide messenger RNA. RefSeq lists its product as uncharacterized. The transcript has 11 exons. The record is from RefSeq and is a predicted model, not a curated record. Bases 1482 to 3317 code for a protein of 611 amino acids. NCBI's taxonomy places the organism in Eukaryota, Viridiplantae, Streptophyta, Magnoliopsida, Brassicales, Brassicaceae.